AUGGAGGAAUCGUUUUCCAUGGAGAUAUAUUGCCUUGCAACGUGUUCUUAUUUGAUGGACAAGCAAAGCUUGGUGAUUUUGGACGUGAUGACUAAAUGCUUUGAUGUUGGGGGUGAGAUAAAGAACUUGAAAGGUGCUGAAAAAAUAUUAUCGGAGAUGGUGAGAGUAGUAGAGUUGAAGUUAAAGAAACAGUUGAAAAGAGCAGCCAAAUCGAUCGUUGGGGGCUUGUCGAACGAGAACUCAUCCAUCACAGCAUCAAAGAUAUUGGAAAAGAUGCAUGUGGCUUAG
This is a messenger RNA of Prunus armeniaca (apricot), 288 nucleotides long. The record is from the annotation of a GenBank genome assembly. Lineage: Eukaryota; Viridiplantae; Streptophyta; Magnoliopsida; Rosales; Rosaceae.